GUCUCAUUUAGCACCUUUCACAAUGUUAUCAACUGAAGGUGGAACUAACUAUAGUAAUUUGGUUAAAACAACUAUUUGGAUCAUAUAGAACUACAUCGAACCUCGAUACUUUUUUGUGCGACUUGAUGGAUGUAAUAUUUGGAUAUACGGAUUGAAAUUGAAGCUGAUUCACAUGUAGAAGAAAGUUCUUCGAAAGCUAGUGAUCAGCUAUGGUUUUUCAUAAAGAUUCAUAUGUAGUGAAUAAAGGUCCAAUCCAAUUGCAAAAUGUUGUUGGAGACUCAUGCACGGUAUGUGUCUCAGAAGACUUUGAAAAUAAGGAUGGAGGUUGUGUUUGCAUGCGAAAAAUGUAUGUCGCCGCUCUUGCAUCACUUAUUAUGGCUGUGGCUAUGGGAUUUGCUACAGGCUGGUCCGCUCCUGCUACCUAUGAUAUGACUACAAACUUGGAUAGUCCUGUUAAUCCUUCCGAAACAGAAGUAGCAUGGAUAGGAAGCACAAUAGCUUUAGGAGCGAUGGCAGGAGGAAUUUUUUCAGGUCCUUUAGCUGAUAAAAUUGGCAGGAAAGAUAUCUUGAUAUUCAACAUCGUUCCGUUCUUAACUGGAUGGCUUCUAAUUUCAUUCGCAAAAUCUGUUACCUGGAUCAUCACUGGACGAUUAUUCUGUGGAAUUGCUUGCGGAGUAAUAUCAGUAACUGUGCCCAUGUAUUGUGUUGAAAUUGCAACGCCUGAAGUACGAGGUCUAUUAGGGUCAUCAUAUCAAGGGUUUUUAGUAAUCGGUAGCUUUUUAAGUGCAAUUUUUGGCUCAUAUGUUUCAUGGAUACAUUUAUCUUUGAUUUCAGCCCUAUGUGCAACAAUAGGUCUCAUUUGUUUCAGUACGAUGCCAGAAACACCACGAUGGCUACUUGCAAAGGAUAGAUUAUAUGAUGCCAUCAUUGUAAUGCAAAAUCUUCAAGGACCAUAUGUUAAUGCAGAAGAAGAAUGCAAAAUAAUCUACAAAGAUUUAGGAAAUCAGCCUAAAGGUUCAUUAACUUUAAAAGAAUUCAAGCACCCAACCGUUUUUAAACCAGCAUUACUAUCUGUUGCAUUAAUGUUCUUUCAGCAGUUUUCUGGGGCAAAUUCAAUUCUAUAUUACUCAUCUUCUAUUUUUGAGGUUUCUAAAGAAUUUUUGGAUCCAAAGAAUUCUACAAUUGUUCUCGGUGCUGUGCAAGUUGUAGCAACUUUAAUGGGUAAUUUAGUUGUUGAUAAAGCAGGGAGAAAGUUGUUGCUGAUUCUUUCGGGCUCUAUAAUGGCUAUAAGCUCUGGAGCAUUAGGUGCUUAUUAUUAUGUGUCUAACGAAAACUCUUUGGGCAUAGAAAAGUAUAAUUGGGUACCUCUAACUAGCUUAAUAAUUUUCGUAAUUGCUUUUUCAAUUGGCUAUGGAUCUAUUCCAUGGCUUCUUGUUCCUGAAAUGGUACCUGUAAGAGCUCGAAGCAUCGUUAGUGGUAUAGCUACUAUUGCCAAUGGUCUCUUUGCUUUCUCUGUAACAAAAUCUUUUAGUGAUCUUAGAACUGCUAUUGGGACACAUUUUACAUUUUGGUCUUAUAGUAUAAUAUGUAUUUUAGGAGUGUUUUUUACGGGGUUUCUUGUACCCGAAACGAAAGGAAAGAAACUGGAAGACAUUUCAAAAGUUUUUACUGGAUCCUAAUGUGAUAUUUUACUGGUUUGAUGCGUUGAAUUGAAGAUUCUGUUUAAGAAUUUUCUCAGUGUGGUAUUCUUACCCAUAUCUAAGGGGAACUUGACUGUCAAAAUUUUACUAAGAAAACUACUGUUUACAAUUGAAAUUGGCUUACUACUAGGUGUGCUGAUUACGGCUUAAGCUACGUCAUGUCGGGAUAGUCAUUUUUCAGUUUCAUUUCUACCAUUUGGCAAUGCUAAGUUAUCGUGGCAAACUCCUGAGGAACUGCAAAAGGGCUACAAAAUAAAGUUGCAUCACACAAAUGUUAAAAUUCUUUAGAUGUACAUGCAUACAUAAAUGAAAAUGUUAUAAAUAUAGACAAUGAAAAUGCUAUGGAAGCAUACAAACUUGUAUUAUUAUUCAAAUCUUUAAAUAUUACUGGAACAAAAUUUAUAUGAAUUUAAAUUAUUUCUUUUGAGUAUAUUCAAUCUAUUUUUUUUUUUUUAAUUUUUGCACAGUUUUCCUAUAAAGUCAGGUCACCUUACAUUUUAAAAAAAUAUACAAAGUCAAUUUUAGGUCCUUUUUUCUCUCUGACCAGUGAAAGAUAUUUAUAGAAGAGAAAGACAUUAAUGCAUCUUUAUUGUGAAUUAAUUGAAAAGUUAGAGUUUAUUAUUGAAGAAUAUUUAUUUUAAGUAUUGUAAUUAUUUAUAGUAAACAAAAUAUGUAAUUAAAGUGCCACUGUUUUACUCUUUCAUACGAUUUAAUCAAUAACUUUUAUCUAAGUUAUUUUUCUCUGAAAAUACUUUCUUAUCGCAAUUGAAAAUGAACAUCUCAAUUUCUCUUAGCGAAUCACUGCGGUCCUUAAAUUCGUUUAGUACGUUACCACAGAGAGGCAUUUAUUAUACCGAUUGUAAGUGUAUGUCUGGGAGAGAUUAUUAUGAAAUAUAAUCAUGGAGUUUGAGGCGUGAUGAAAAUUAUAUGGGUCAUUCUCCAGAAAACGUAACUUUUGAACGCAAAUAUUUUUCAAUUUCGAAACCUUUUGUUUUCUUUCUUUUUUUUUUUCAUUCUUACAUGAACGUGUUACCUACUAGAAGUUACCAUAAACAAUGGCCCAUCAGCUAAGUUCCAAUUAUUUUACGUAUAAAUAAAUGAAAAUGAAUAAACGCCUUGUUCACGGAAAUAAAAAAAAUAAUAAAAAUAAACUUUUAAUGUUUAAAAAUCGAGACCAAUUUAAUAUCAAAGUAGUAAUUUUGUUAAUUGGGUGCAAACAAUGAGCUAUUUUAAUGGUCUAGUAUUAAACUCUCUUAAUUAAAGUGCGGCUUAAUCUUAGUUAUCCUUUUUGUUCAAAUAUGUGUUACAAAAUAGUACUUUUGUAAAUCUAUAUCUGUACUAAUAAUAUAAAACAGUAUAAUUAAAGUGCGGCUUAAUCUUAGUUAUCCUUUUUGUUCAAAUGUGUGUUACAAAAUUGUACUUUUGUAAAUCUAUAUCUGUACUAAUAAUAUAAAACAGUAGAGUUUGUUUGUUUGAACGUGCUAAUCUCAGGAACUACUGGUUUUAAUUGAAAAAUUCUUUUUGUGUUGAAUAGUCCAUUCACUGAGGAAGGCUAUAGGCUAUAUAACAUCACGCUAUGACUAAUAGGAGUGGAGCAGCUAUAAAAAUAUUACGAAAAACGGGAAAUUUAUACUAUAAUAUAAAAUGCUUAAAAGCAUGCGUAGCCACGGUGGUUCGAACUGAAAAUGCGGGUUUCGUGAUCCAGUGAGUGUUGGUUCGAGUCAACCAUGAGGCAAAUUUCGAGUGCACUUUUUAGAGAAUAUCCUAAAAAAUGCUAAAAAUGAUUUGUAAAAAAAGUUUAUUUGACGCAUCAUUGUCUUAUUUUUCUUAUUAAUUAUUUAAUUAAAAAAGCUGAACAGUUUGUUUGUUUGAACGCGCUCAUAUCAGGAACUACUGGUUCGAAAAAAAAAAUUAUUUUUGUCUUGAAUAGUCCAUUCAUUGAGGAAGGCUAUAAGGCUAUAUAAAAUUACGCUAUGACUAAUAGUAGUGCAGCCGCAAUAAAAAAAUGUUAUGAAAAUGAGAAAAUUUAUUUCUGUACUAAUAUUAUAAAGCUGAAAAAUUUGUCUAUUUGAGCGCGCUAAUUUCGGGAACUACUGGUACGAAUUGAGAAGUUCUUCUCGUGUUGAAAAGUCCAUUUAUUGAGGAAGGCUAUAGGCUAUUUUUUUUAAAACCAGAUUGAGCGAAAUAUUUGUUAUUGCAAAUUAAAUGUUUGAUUAAUUGUUUAGUUCUAUGAAUUCCUAAUAGAUGGCGGGGUAUGUUUAGUUCUAUGAAUUCCUAAUUGAUGGUGGGGUAAGUGAACUCUUCGAGAGGGCGCUGGCCGACAGUGUGGUUAGCUGCGAGGAACCAUGCCCAGGCUACGCUCUGUUGUGAUCAGUGAACAGAUUUUUGAAUGCAUUUUUUUUUCGAUGUUCAGGCACAUAAUUUUUUUUUGUAGGAUUUUUCUAUUGGAUUUCGUUUUUUUUUUAAUUUUUAUUUCUUCAACGUUUGUUUUUGUUUUUAUAGUUGAAGAUAGUUACAUAUCUAAGUAAAUAAUUUGAUUUUUCUUAUUAUUCAAUUGUGAUUGUUUUUUUAUAACGUCUUUAAUAUAGCAUAGUUCAUUUGGUGAAAAACUUGAAAUUUGCAGGGAGAAAAAACCGCUUCACUCACUAAAGGGCAGGGCUACGAUAGCGUGGUUACUUGGCGCGUUAAGCGAUGAACUAUGUGGUUGAAGAAUUAUUUUGAGUUUUCAAACUACUGUUAAUCUUUUUAUGUGUUUUGUUGAAUAGUUUUAAAUUUCAGAGAGACUUUAAUAGGUCUUUUGAAAAAGUGUGUACGCAUUUUAAUUGAAGAAAAAUGAUCAUUUAACAUCAGAAGAGGGGCGGGGGAAGGGGGCUUGGAUUUUUUUUGUUCAACGGAUUUCCGUUAACUUCUUAUCACGGGCAUUUCCGUGCGGGCACUGCUAGUUUGAGAAUACACUGGCAGCUUAUAAUUUUGGUAGAAUGCCUAUUAUUGAUGUAUUUACAAUCCAUCUUUUUUUUUACACCUCACAAAUAACGACAUUGAUAAGGUCUGUCACGGAGGUGAAAUUCACGGAGGUGAGUAAUUUUCCAUUAAUGUAGGCCUAAUGGAUACAUUUUUCAGGGAAAUAUUUUUUUUUUUCAUCGUUGCUACUAUCUGCCCAUAUUACGCUUAUGAAAACAUAUUCACUUAAAUUAUCAUUAAUGAGGAAUGGCAUAUUGUGUUUAGGUAGCGAACGUGAGAAUUUAUUGUGUGACAUAACUCCUUAUCCUUCUAAAACGAACUAAAACACAAUAUUAAACAAUUAAAUAUACUUAAACACUUAGUAUUUGAGACACUUGUGAAAGGAAUAAUAAAUAAAUAAGUAUAUACUUUUAAUGAAACAAGUUAUGAAGCAACAUAACCAGCCACACAAUGUGUGUGACAUGCCACGGAGGUGAGAAUUCAGAUGUUGUGAACCAAAAAUAUAUUAAAAUAAAAAUUAUUAUUAAAAAAUUGUUGGCAAGAUUAAAUAGGUAUAUUUUUUAUGAAAUUAGAAAGCAUCCUUAUAUAUUAUUUCUGUAGCCUGUUUUUUGUCGCUACGCGAGAUCUUCCUCAUUUCCUGAACGAUUUCUUUGAUUUACACCUCAUUUUAAAGCUUAUGUUACAGGCUAAUGACGAAAAACAGACCCAAGGUCUAAAAAUUGCUUUUUACGUCAAAAAGUCUGUUUUAAAGCACCAGACUGAGGUUUUCGGUUAAAUUUAUAAGUUUAACUUGCGCUGUUACCGGUCGAGCUGAAUCGGCAGAGCGUUCAUCUGGUAACCAGAAGAGCGAGUGUUCGGGUCCAGCCCGGACGCUCUGCGUUGAAGAAUUAGACAACCUGCACGCAUUACAUGAACACUUAAAAUACAAUAAACAACACAAGUGAGGCAAAAAAGUAAAUGAGAUGGGAACGCUCCUUGCUGGUAUGAAAUCUUGAUGCAAAAUGUAACUAAAUUAAUUCUUAGUUGUAAGGGUUUUUCUUUUCUUUUCUUUUUUUUUUUUUUUUUUUGCUUUGUUUUUAAAGCUUCGGCUACGGUCAGAAUAUUAAAGCAUAAUAUGAGCGAAAAUAUAAGUAUCAGGUUUAAGAUUUCAGACUACAAUGGAAUAAUAUUUGUUCAGAAAGAAAAAAAAAUCUUGUACUGAAAGGAAGAUUUUUCUAAUGACAAUUUUUGACCCUUUGUACAAAUAAAAAAAAAUACUACUCCAAAUUGAAAUUACGCUUUUCAUUUAGUUAACCUGUGAAUAUUUAUUAGAAUGCGAAGUAAAACAUUAAAAUUACUAACAACUCGAUGGGUAAAAUAUAAUUUGUUUUUCUUCUUUCGGCAAAAAACAAAUAGGCAGUCACAUUUUUACCAUAUUUGAAAAACUACGCUUAAAAAACGAACUUAGUUCAACUGAAUUUGUAUUUUAACCGUUUCGUUAAAUUAUGAACACGUGCUGCCAUCUAAGCUAUAAUGGUUCAAGCAGCCUGUGAUAACAAAUUGUAUAAAUUUUCAAAAAUAAAAACCCUUCUGUUCAAAUAUCUUAUCCUGUAUAUUAUAGUGUGUGCCGGCUAAUGACGAAAAAUUGACCUACGGUCAAAAAAUAAAUUUUUUGGAAACGUCUCUUGCUGUUGCAGAACCUUGAUGCAGCCUGUAAUUCUUAGGCAGUUUUUUUUUUUUUCUUUCUUUUUUUUAAGCGAAAUUCUAAUACAAUUUUCCAAUUUUUUGCUUCGCUUUCGGCGAAAAAAUAAUCACAAUUAACCUGUGUUUUUUUUUAAAUAAAACUUAAAAACACUGGACUUAGUUGUUCGGUUAAACUGAUAAGUUUUUUUCGGUAGAGCGUUCGACUAUAAAUUAGCUGAACUUCGAGUUCGCCCGGGUUGUCCGCGAUUAUAACAAAUUUAGAUUAAUACUACGUAUUACAUGUACUCAUAACAUACAACAGAUAACACACGUAGGGCAAUAAAAUAAAUGCGACAAGGAACGCUCCUUGGCGUUUCGACUCUUUUAUGCAGGCUACAGUUAUUAUUCGGAUAAGUUUACCAUUAAUCGAAGGCUGUUCUUUCUUUUUUUUUAAGCUUUGACUCCGUUCAGAUAACUAAGCAUAAUGUAAGCAUAAAAAAAAAGUAUUACAUUUUAAAAUUUAGACCUCAAGGGAAUCCUUUUUGUUCAGAAAAACUUUUUCAUUGUUUGCUGAAAUGUAGAUUUUUCCAGCAACAGUGUUCAACUUUUUGUAUAAAUAAAAAAUACUACGCCAACUUGAAAUUACGAGUUUCACCCAGUAAACCUUUAACUAUUAAUUCGAAUACGAUGUAAAACAUUAAAAUUAUUAUCAACUUCAUAAGUAAGAAAUCAUUUUCUACUCCUCUGCUUUCGACGGGAAAAAAAAAAAAGCAUUUUGUCUACGUUCGAAAACUUACACUUUAAAAAUGGACUCAACUGUUUUUGGUUUUUAAUUUUAAGUGUUCGAUUAAAAGAAAAACAUGUGCUGGCAUUCAAGCCGUAACGGUUAAAGCAGCCUGUUAUAGGAAAGUGCAUCAAUUUUCAAAAAUAAAAACACUUAUUUUCAAUUUUAUUUAUUAUUUAUCUAGAAUGUUUGUUUCAAUCGCUACGCGAGAUCUUCCUCAUUCCUUAAUCAAAUUCUAUGUUUUACGUAUAAUUUUAAAGCGUAACAUUCUGGCUAAUGACAAAACAUAUAUGCAUGGUCUUUUUUUUUUUGGGGGGGGGGGGUGAAAAGCUUUCCUGCUGUUUUUUAGUACACAUUGCUUCAAUGAAUAGCAUUCGAAAUUCAGCACAUUUGCUCAUUUAGUUGGAGUGUCGGGCUGAUAAUCAGAAUGAUGCGAGUUCGAAUCCGUUCAGAUAAAUACCUGUUUAAUGUUUCUUUUCUUUACGUCAGAGGCUCACAUAGGCAGGAUUGUAUUUGCCACAACCCGUUUUUUCACGUGCACAAUUACUGCUUUUUCACGAGUAGAAACUUUUAAUGAUAUUUCGGUUUGCACUGAAAAUACGUACAACCAAAAAGAGAACGAUGAUCACAUUCUCACAACAUUGUAUUUAACGAGGUUUUGUUACUGAUGUCUUCAAAUGACGUUUUCUUUUGUGUAUGUACUUUUUUCUGUUUACUUUAAUCCGUUUUCUUUUUUCGUUUCUUCUUCAUAAUGUUUUUUCUUUGAAAUUUUUAAAGAGUGGAAUGCCAGAUGAAACGAUUCGAAGCACAGUGUGCAGUUCCUCACGGGUCGGUUAAAUGAAUUGUUCGUUAAAGUUUUUACAGUAAAAGGCGUGUGACAGGAAAGUUUUGAAGAAUGACCCAUAAUAUUUAUUUCUACGAAAUCUCUUUCCCUUUUUCUUUCUUUCAUUUUGUUUUCUUUUAUUUAUUUAUUUAUGUGUAGUGUCAGGAGAAUUGUUUUCAUACGUCAUUCAAGCAUUGUACAAGUUUCGCCAUCAUUACCUUCGAAGGCUAUUGAAACGUAAUCAGAAUGUUAUAAAAUGAGCCUGAAUUCAAUUUAAAAUUGAAAUAAUGUAUUACAUUCAACCAUUCCCAACACCCUAAUUUGAUUUGAAAUAGCAAUUUGCAUCAUAAUAUUUGUAAGCAAUUUCUGAUCUCCCAUCAAAUUACCAGUGCAUUCAUAAUUUAAUGCAUUGGUUUCAGUUCCUCUCUAUGCUUCUUUUCUCUUUUAUUGAAUUUUCAGGUAAGCAGGGAUGCUCACCUGGGAGAGCGGGAGGUGGGGGUUCGCGACGCAGACUGCGCAAUAAAAUUGUUAGGGAAGGGGGGGGUCUUAAGACGUAUUUUUCUCAUUUUGGGGGCUUUUUCUUUGGAGAGUUCUUCGCGAUAUUUAGGAGGGUGCACCCUUUGAUCAAAGGGGGGUGGGCACUGGGCUCCCUUGUGGUUGGUAUGUGUAGCAAAAGUGGCGAAUCAGGUUUUCAAAAUUUAACAGAAAUCGAAUUUUGCUAUUCACUGAGACACGAGACACUUCUAUUGCAAGCCACCACUUCAACUAAAAAGGACUUGACAUUAAAAAUCUUGUAGAAAAUUUUGUUAACAUGAAGCCACGAAAGAAAGCAUUCGAUUAUUGUAUUUUAAUAAAACAAUGUACUUUUGUACUUUUUUAAUAUUUAUUACGUGCUCUAUGUCUCACAUACUUGUUCAAAAUAAAAU
This is a messenger RNA of Uloborus diversus, 8856 nucleotides long. RefSeq names its product solute carrier family 2, facilitated glucose transporter member 8-like. Gene Ontology annotation, molecular function: sugar transmembrane transporter activity. The record is from RefSeq and is a predicted model, not a curated record. The transcript has 4 exons. The coding region runs from base 210 to 1679 and encodes 489 amino acids. NCBI's taxonomy places the organism in Eukaryota, Metazoa, Arthropoda, Arachnida, Araneae, Uloboridae. Gene Ontology annotation, cellular component: membrane. Gene Ontology annotation, biological process: carbohydrate transport; transmembrane transport.